Paramecium sonneborni is the source of this 536-nucleotide messenger RNA. The record is from the annotation of a GenBank genome assembly. Lineage: Eukaryota; Ciliophora; Oligohymenophorea; Peniculida; Parameciidae.
AUGGACACACUACGAUUGAGUUCUCCUUAAAUUGAUUUUGAAUAUAAUAAAUUAGACAAUAUGCAUUCUACCAUCACUUUAUAUAAUGAUACUCAACAUCCUAUUGCUUAUAAGGUAUUUUUUUAUUUAAUUCUGAUUUUUAGUUUAAGGCUACUAAUCUUAACAUUUUUAUGGUUAGACCUCCCUAAGGAAUUGUUUUAUCAAGACAGAGUUAAUUAGUCAAUAUCACACUUCAUAGCAAAGUUCUUGAAAAUAAUUCAAUUAAAGAAUUCAAUGAAAAAAUAUAAUUGAUUACAACCAUCAUCCAUCAAGGUGUUCAAGGUGUUCAGGAUAUUGGAUCCUUAUUCUUAGAUAAAAUAAGGAGAUUUGAAAAACAAAGAAUUAAUAUUGCUAUUCUUACCAAAGAUAGAAAAAUUGUUGCAUAAAGCCAAGGAAAUUCAAGUCAAAUGUUUUAAUCAGUUAAUAAAUAAUUUGGAUAGGUUGAACCAGCACGUGUCAUUGCAAUUCCUACAGCUGAUAAGGCNGCAACUAAUUGA